This is a messenger RNA of Magallana angulata, 4638 nucleotides long. Its product is annotated as G-protein coupled receptor 84-like. Gene Ontology annotation, cellular component: membrane. The coding region runs from base 251 to 1705 and encodes 484 amino acids. The record is from RefSeq and is a predicted model, not a curated record. The transcript is spliced from 2 exons. Gene Ontology annotation, molecular function: G protein-coupled peptide receptor activity. NCBI's taxonomy places the organism in Eukaryota, Metazoa, Mollusca, Bivalvia, Ostreida, Ostreidae. Gene Ontology annotation, biological process: neuropeptide signaling pathway.
AGGAAAACCAGAUAGUAUACCGAUCAAUUUAAUGCUCGCUGAUUAGGCAUCAGCUGGAAACUCAAAUCGGACCCAGAGAGUCCAUAUCCUGCAUAAUUCAUCGUUUUGAAUUUCAUUGAUGGUCGACGUGAUCUUCGUUUAAAAAUCCCUUGUUUCGUCGUAGCAUAUCAGAUACGGAUUAUGUUGUGAACAGGUCCAGUUGAAUAAGGCGGACUAAACUUGCUAUACGAGGAAUACUGUUUGUUACUUCAUGUCAGAAAGUAUAGUGCUACAGAAGAGCUUUAUAUACGAAGGAAUGCAAGAAAAUGAGUUAUCGCAGAGUGUUGGUAGUAUGAACGAUUCAUGGAAUUAUAACGGGUCCCUAGUGGUGGAUACUAAAACGUUUGCGUCGUUAAAUGUAAGCUCUCCUCUGCAGGCGACGCAUUUAAUGGUCAGCUACAGAGUCCUCAAUAACCAAGUCCUGGUGUCGCAGUUUUUCCCUACUUUGGUAUACGUUUGCAUUUUGUUCAUUUUGGGGGUAAUCGGAAACGCCUUGGUGUGCUACGUCUACAAAAUCAAAUGGAAAAUAAAAAAGAAGCCAUCCACUCUAUUCAUCCUUGUUUUGGCAGGCUACGACCUGGUUAACUGCUUCGUUACCAUGCCAUUCGAGAUGGCGUUGGUAUGCAAUUACAUGUCCUUUGACUUUCCAAUCGCCUGCAAGCUUUCAAAAUUUUUGACUUACGGCUUAAAUGCAGCAUCUACUGUCAUUCUUCUGGGAAUAGCCAUUGACAGAUUAUUGGGUAUUCGAUAUGGAUUUAAGCUAGGAUCUCUGACAAUGAGACAAGCGCGAAUAAUUGUGGGGCUGUCCGUAUUUAUAGGAAUUUUGACAACUUGGCCAACUUUAUUUCUUUAUGGUACUUACGAAGAAGGUCUGUAUAGAACUUGUUACUUUGCAACAAGGUUUAACAACUCUGGCUACAUUACGGCGCAAGUGAUUUUUAGUAUUGUUGCGUCAUUAAUCGGAGACAUUAUAUUCAUUUCCAUAUAUUCAUUGAUAGGAUAUACAAUAUGUCAGCAACGGAAUAAGACAGUCAAAAGUAAUGACGCAAGCAUAGAAACGACGAAGAUCUGCAGUAAAUCAGACACAGACCUCUGUAAUCUCGCCGAUCAAUCCACCUCCAUCGAUUAUUCAAAAGAAAAAGAUAAAAGCACCUUAAGUCUGUUUAGCAAAAGUGAAGGCAAUGGAUACAAUUCCUUUUCCAAGACCGACCUAUUUCUGCAGCAAGAGAGCAAACCUGAAUCACGUGACCGCUCUGGGAGCGAGGCCAUAGGAAGUCUGCUGACAUUGCUGAAGAUUAAUCGUGAUUCUCAAAAGCAUCGCAGUUCUACCUUUAGUAAUAGCGAAGGUAAACGAUUCGGACCCUCAUUCAAAGCCCGGAAGACUACUUUCAUGCUUUUUACCGUCACAAUAGUUUAUAUUCUUACGUUUUUACCUUUUUGUGUACUAAGCAUCAUUGACCUUCAUAGGCCACACCUUCAAAUGAAUGAUGCAUCCAUUGUUGAACUUAAUUUUUACCAUCUUCUUUUUAGAUCUUAUAUGUUAAGUAUGGCUGUUAAUCCAAUUAUAUUUAGUUUUUUAAACAAACAUUUUCGAUCUGAAUGUUUUUCACUGUUAAAAGAUGCUGUACUCUGUAUUAUUUCAUGCUUCCUUAUAAAGAAAGUUUAGUGACGUUUGCUGUAGAAUUAAUUGGUGGUGCAAGAACUAUGUAAAAUCCUGAUCUGUAGGAUCUCUACAGUAAAUAGAUUUAUGAAAGUUAAAAUAUGAAGUUACGAGUAUUUAGUGUUAAGGUGGCUUAGUGGUGAACAGAGUCACCAUCAGAUAUACCUCAAAAUUUGACAUUUUUGGCUAUUAACUAAUAUGAAGUGAAGAAAAAAAUCCAAAAAUUUUAGCUUAAAAUUAGAACAUUGUCCUUUAUCUCUAUAAAAGGCUUUUCAUACUAAGGAGGUAAAUUUAACCUAAGAAUGGCUACAACCAUUCAGCGCUCUUAUUGUUUUCAACAGAUGCCAGAGUAUUGGGAAAGCGUUCUAUUUUCCCAAAGCAUUUUGUUGACAGAGCGCUAGCAAACAUCUACAAUUACCACACAUUGUCUGAACGUGUAUAUAUUUGCACAGUCUCUGAUGUCUAACGAGGAUUCUGGUAAACGACUCUCAGAAUAAAAAGAAACGUGUUAAGAGGACAUCUCCUCGUUAGAAAUCGCAUGUUCAAAUCUGCUAUAUCGUAGGCAAGAUUAAUAUAUCUCUGACCAAACCCAUGAUGAAAACUAAUUAAUAAAGAGUGCUAGUUGCCUUGAUUUUAUCGGUUUUGUCGAGUCUGUGAAUAUUUUUUAUCAAAAAACCAAAUUCCCUAAAGCUUUUUCGAACGUUAAGUCUACAUAAACUUUAUUAAAGAUUGGUCAGUGUGGACGCACGGAUUUUUUUUGAUAAAAAGAGCAUGUAACAAUCUCUCAUCAAACAGUUAGAAUGUGCGAUAGGUUUCUUAAGCUUGAAAAAACAGUUAAGUGGCUUUCCAUAUUGUCAUUAUCGAAUAUCAUUACGACGCAAAUAUUGCUGUGAAAAAAUCCCUUGUACACUGCAGUGAGUGAUCUGCAUCAAGAUGAGAAAAUCAAAAGUGCAUUAAUGCAAGCACUGAUACCACAAAAAAGAGAACUUUCCCGGCGAUAGAUGUACAUUGUUAAUACGGUAAUGUCAUAUUUCAGAGACUGGCUAGUGAGAAGUCAUUGGUUAAUACACUGCUCACGCAUUAUCACUUGGAUAGGGACUGAAAAAAUUGAUGAUAUAGUGAAUCUAAUGAUUCUUUGAUUGACUAGGGAGCUUUUCAUCUCGGGUUUUAAGACGACAAAUAGAUCAGUGUUGAAACAAUUUACAUAGAACUAGUAAUGGGGUUUUCAGAGAACACCAAUCCCCCAAUUUUAUUAUGGUUUGUUUCAUGUUAGGCAAUGUCCCAUUUUUUUAAUAUCAUGAGUUUUUCGUUACCACAACUAUAUUUCAUCUACCUCAGCUAUCAGAUUCAAGUGAUAUCUUUUUGUUGACAUUUCUAUUAUGGUAUUAGAUUUGAUAUAGAAGAUGGUUGAUGCAAUGGAUCGAGAACCCUAUGGGAAUAUUAUCUUUUCUUUCAAAACAUGUGGGUUUUUAUUGAGGUAAUAUAUUUACAACAGGCUGUUUUUAUUUAAUGUAACAUAAAACCUUUUUUAGAUACAAGUGAUAUAUACGUAUAUUCCUUCGUGUUCCAAUCCUUAUCACCUAUUAUAAAUACCCACUCUUGGUGUUUUCACGUUGCUCGUUUAAUCCGAUUUUAAUGGAAGUCCUCACUAUGCUGUAUUUCGGACAUCAAAGUAUCCAACAGCUCAGACUUGAGGCAUUAUUGUGUGAGAUCAUGUACAGAGAUACCUUAUAAGCUUCAUUCACUCCUAUGUAUCAGCCGUCUGGUACCUUCUGAUAAUCAAAGUAGUAUCGAUGGGCUCACGCCACAUUGAAACUGAAGUUCAUCAUCCCGAUUACCUUUCUUUCUCUGUUGACCCAUGCAUGAUCGUGACAAUUCUAAAUGUUCACUGUACGUCACAGUUGUACACAAAUCCCUCUAUCAUUUUUUUACCAUUAAACGCCAUUUGAAUUUUGAUCCGGAGAUGAGUUUUUAUUUUAAAACAUGAAAUAUGAUGAUGAAAUGUGAUUCGAAUUUAGAACUUAAUUAAGUUUACUUCUUUGUGAGUGUGAGAAGACUUUGUAUGAGGACUGAAUUAUCAAGGAGUAUCGUUAUAGCACGUGGCAUCAAAAUUAAAAACAACAAAAAUGAUGUGUUACAGAAACCUUAAAAUGUUAUUGAAUUUUCUUUUGGAUAUCUAUUCCGUUUUAGAGCUAUUUUAACAAGAACAUGCAUAUGGAAUUUGAGUAGUUUGUGUCAAAACCAGUCUAUGACUUGUAUAUAGUUCAGUCAAUGGUUCAAAGAUAACAAUUUUCUCACUCUAGGCUUUGCUUACGCAUUCAGUGUGUGUACGUAUUUCACUUGCAAAUCGAAUCUCAUUUUUAACAUGUUGCGAUGGAUGAAAUAAAUACUUACAUUUUACCCAAUGUUCACAGUCUUGUUAAAAUGACAACAUUACAUGCAUCUGACUGGCCACGUAUGUUAAGUUGUACAUUGUAACAUGUAACAAUAAGGGUGAAAGUGUUUCAUAGACCGGAAUUAUUAAUAUUGCGGAAAGCAAAUACUAGUACCUUGGUUAUACCAAGUUCAAGCUUCAAAAUGAUCGUGCAGUUCUAAUCCUCCGAUCAACUUUGGCAAAAAUGGCUACUUGACGAAACUCUAGUUUAAAAAGCCUAAGGUUAAAUAACCUAAUAAAUGGUAUUGCCAAACAGAGAUUUUGCCAGCUACGAGGAAGUGUUUUUCAAAUGUGUCGUGAUAUGGUGUCUUUUUCCAUAUCCCUAAAACUGAUACAAUACCUAAGAUGUAACUUAUUACAAUGCUUAAAAGUAUGCACAGUUAAAAAAUUCUUAGUUCCUACAAGCCUUAGUAAAUUUAGGUGCAAUUUAGAUAGACUUAUAACACUCAUUUGUUUACUAUAGAACAAAGUUUACAACAUAAACUUGCACGAUUGUUGAUUGCAA